Messenger RNA from Tachysurus fulvidraco (yellow catfish), 5885 nucleotides. RefSeq names its product low density lipoprotein receptor-related protein 3 (gene lrp3). NCBI's taxonomy places the organism in Eukaryota, Metazoa, Chordata, Actinopteri, Siluriformes, Bagridae. Gene Ontology annotation, cellular component: plasma membrane. Gene Ontology annotation, molecular function: protein binding. The coding region runs from base 985 to 3429 and encodes 814 amino acids. The record is from RefSeq and is a predicted model, not a curated record. The transcript is spliced from 9 exons.
UCCAUCGGUUAAGGUCCUGGGAUCUUGAUCAGAAGGUCGGGGUUCGAGUCCACAAGCUGCUGAGCAUCAGCGUUGGGUCCUUGGGCAAGGUCCUUAAACUCACCUGCUCCAGGGGCGCCGUCCCUAUGGCUUGACCCUGCGCUGUGACCCCAUAACCUGGGAUACGCGAAAACCCUUUUAGUGUCUCAUUAAGAUAAUUUUAAACUGGAAUGCAAUGAAUCAUAAUCUAUGCAUAAAGCUGUCUGUCUCAUAGGAAGAAGGUACCAAGCACUACAUAGUGGGAACACCACAAGACCCUGCUUCCAGGACAUCAGAUGUAUCUGUUCAGAUGCUGAUCAUUAAUGUUAUUCCCGUCACUUGUUAGUGGCUGUAAUGUUAUUUCCGAUCUGCGUGUAUAAAUCAUCGUGUUGGUGUGUAUUGUGAUUUGGACAAAAUCCCUCCGGCCUUCAGGUGGCGCCCUUUCGUUCAUAAACUAACCUCCUGUCGGAGAGGCUUUCUGCUUCUUUAAACAGGAUGGAAAACCGUGCAAACAGCCUGACUGUGCAUUCGGGACCUGGACAUAAUCAAGCGUUUCAUCCAUAAUGCGUAAUCGUGGAAACAUGGAUCUGAGUGAGAAAUCCGAGCUCAGGUGUGCAGUCAUGCAACCAGCCAGAGACUGACUUGGGAAUCAGUGCAUAAAGGCAGAGAGACUGAGCGCAUUGAAACGCCGCUGCGCUCGAGCCGAUUGGAGAUUUGGGGAAACGAUGGAUUAUGAUGACAGAUUACAAAUUCACGCGCAGGUGAAGUGAAGUUUGGGGCAAAAGUGUAAAAGACUGGACUUGUCAACGCGACUCAGGGUUACAGCUGCUGCUACUUUGUGUCACGGAGAGUCCUCUUGCACAUCUGGCUUUUACUAAUCCGAUCUGUAGACAAAACAAACCCCCAGAUGUGGAAAGAAACAUCUGCAAUGUGAUCCAAGGAAUCACCUGCGCGUCUCACGUGAUAAUGAAGGUCGGAGGGAUGAAGCUUUUCUUAAUGAAGUGCUUGUUAUUUCUGCGCUGUGUUUGGCUUUGUUUGGCUGCUUGUGGUGAGCAGGUGGAGCUGCACACGGAGAGAAGAGGAGUGAUCUACAGUCCAUCCUGGCCUUUAAACUACCCUGCUGGAGUCAAUUGUUCCUGGAACAUCCAGGGGAACCAUGGCGAGGUGAUCACUAUAAGCUUCCACAGCUUUGACGUGGAGGAGUCGGGUGGAUGUCGAGGAGACUGGCUGCUGCUCGGCCCCACACGGAAAGACGAGUAUCGUGUAUGCGGCUCGGUCCUGCCGCCUCCGUUCAUCUCCUCCCGAGGUGCUGUGUGGCUCCAUUUUCACUCACGGGCCAACAGCUCAGGACUGGCACAAGGCUUCCGGCUCUCCUACAUACGCAGUCGUUUGGGAGAGAGCAGCUGUGAGAGCGAUGAGUACCUGUGUGGAAACGGGAAGUGUGUGGCGCGCUCCUGGCGCUGUAACGGCCUGGACGAAUGCGGAGACAACACGGACGAGAGGAACUGCAUCGGCCCUCCCACGCCAGCCCGUGCCAGCCUGUGUGCCCCAGGUAUGCUGGAGUGCAGCCUCGCCCAGUCGACCCGCUGCCUGCCCUCAGCGCUGCGCUGUAACGGCGUGCACGACUGCCCCGACGGCUCCGACGAGGCUCAGUGUCCCGACAUGGUGUGUGGAAAACGGCUGGCCAACUUCUACGGCAUGUUCGCCUCGCCAGAUUUUUUCCGGCCGAACCGCAGCGCUGGCACCGACCUCUACUGCACCUGGCUCCUGGACACACAGGACCCGAAGCCUCUGCUGCUGAGGUUGGACCUGCAGUUGGGAGCAGGCGACUCGGUGCGUGUGUAUGACGGUCUGGGGGAACGAGCCGAGCGUCUGCUGCAGAGUCUCACACACCACAACAACCAGCGUUCAGCCACGCUAGAGUCGUCACAGGGGCAGAUGAGUGUCCUGUACCAUGCCAAACCCCACAGCCAGGGGCACGGCUUCAACGCCUCCUACCAGGUGAAAGGUUACUGUUUCCCAGGUGAGUUCCCAUGUGGUCCAGAUGAAGGCUGUUACGCUCAGUAUCAUCGCUGUGACGGUUACUGGCACUGUCCGAGCGGCCGGGAUGAGGAGGGGUGCGCGCUUUGUGCCCCGGGGCAGUACCCGUGCCAGGGGGUUGGAGGUGCGUGUUACUCUGCUCACGAGCGCUGUGACAAUCAGAAACAGUGCCCAGACGGGUCGGAUGAGAAAAACUGUUUCUCCUGCCAGCCGGGAACGUUCCACUGCGCGACGAACCUGUGCAUCCUGGAGACGUGGCGCUGUGACGGGCAGGAGGACUGCGCCGACGGCAGUGACGAGCACGAGUGCCAGGCAGCUGUGCCACGCAAAGUAAUCACAGCGGCGCUGAUCGGCAGCAUGGCAUGCAGCUUACUGCUCGUCAUCGCCCUCGGCUGUGCUUUCAAACUCUACUCGCUUAGAACCAGGGAGUACCGAGCUUUUGAAACCCAGAUGACUCAGCUGGAGGCGGAGUUUGUUCAAAGAGAAGCUCCGCCCUCAUACGGUCAGCUGAUUGCUCAGGGUCUCAUCCCGCCUGUGGAGGAUUUUCCUGCUUAUAAUCCUGCUCAGGUGUCCGUCCUGCACAGUCUCCGCUCCGCCAUGCGGAGACAGAUGAGGCGUCAUUCUUCCCGUCGUAUGGCGUCACGUCGCAGACUGGGCCGGCUUUGGAGUCGCCUGUUCCAGCGAGGGAGUCGGCUGCGUGGUCACAUCCUCCUACUUACCCCACCUGGGCGCGCACACACUCCUUCACAGACGCACCCACUGCCGUCCGGUCACGCACAUGUCAGCUCUCGGAUUGGGAACAGCAGCCACUGUGGUGUAGAGGGGCAGAGCGGCGAGUGGGUGGACCUGCAGGCUCACGCCGAGGCUCUGUGUUUAGCUGAAAGCGGGUCACCUGCGUCGUCCCCCUCAUCACCGGCCCUGCCGCGCUCCACCUCAGACACACUUGAGGACGAAGACGACGAGAAUGACGACGAGAACCUUAACCGAGCGUCAGGUCAUAGGCCCAGAGAUGAGCGGAGAUCACAUGGAGCCCCACGUCGACCCUCACGUCUACCUUUUCAAUCACGAGCAUCCAGGAGGGUCGUCCAGGGACUUGCCGCUGAACUGGGAGCCAUGCCAGUGACACGCUACUCUGUACUGGGAAUCUCUCCUCUGUCCACGCCAGAUUCUCUGACAUCAUCUAGCAGCCAGAACGAAGACGAUGUGAAUUUACCGACACGCACAGACGUCUGCUCAACCGCUCGCUCUGAGUCACACACUGACCCCAAAACACGCUCAGCAGUUAGAAAUAAAAGUGUAAAGAGAUCCGGGAUUCGGGGUGCAGACACGAGCAGCGACGAAGACGAGAACGUCGUUCUGUUCAUGCGCUAAAGGGCCUUAUUCAUCCUGUUUCAAACUUUAUAUAACACAAAUGUUGCUCGCAGAGUGUGUGGGAAAAGUUUACCAAUGACCAUAUGACAUGGAUUAGGUCUAUCAUGACAUCGCUCUUAUUAUAUUCGUAACACUGUAGACUGAAUCUGUUUAUAUUUUUCAGGCAGAAGUAACUGUGAGGAGUCGGGUGUGUGUGGGCGUGGCCAGGGUUUCACUGGGGUCUGUAUGAGUAUGUGGAGGUGGGCAGUUUUUUAAUCCUGUGCCAUGUAGACAUGGUCACUGCUUCUAAAGAAAAAUGUGGGUGGGUCUCUACAGAGAGGCGUGGGCGUGGUCCCAGUCUGUGCAGACAUGUGGGCGUGACCACAGUCUCUACACAGACGUGUGGGCGUGAGCACAGUCUCUACACAGACAUGUGGGCAUGGUCACAGCGUCUACACAGACAUGUGGGCGUGGUCACAGCCUCUACACAACAAUGUGGGUGUGGUCAUAGCCUCUACACAGACGUGUGGGCAUGGUCACAGUCUCUACACAACAAUGUGGGUGUGGUCACAGUCUCUACACAACAAUGUGGGCGUGGUCAUAGCCUCUACACAGACAUGUGGGCAUGGUCACAGCGUCUACACAGACAUGUGGGCGUGGUCACAGCCUCUACACAACAAUGUGGGCGUAGUCACAGUCUCUACAAAAACAUGUGGGCAUGGUCACAACCUCUACACAACAAUGUGGGCGUGGUCACAGUCUCUACACAGCCAUGUGGGCGUGGUCACAACCUCUACACAACAAUGUGGGCGUGGUCACGUCAUCUGCACAGGCAUAUGGGCGUGGUCACAACCUCUACGCAGACGUGUGGGCGUGGUAAUAGCCUCUACACAGACGUGUGGGCAUGGUCACAGUCUCUACACAGAUAUGUGGGCGUGGUCACAGUCUCUACACAGAUAUGUGGGCGUGGUCGCAGUCUCUACACAGCCAUAUGGGUGUGGUCGUUCGUGUGCAAACGUGGGCGUGGUCACAGCCUCUACACAGACAUGUGGGCGUGGUUAUUUGUUUCUACAGGGACGCCUGAGUCUGGUUACAGUUCCUCUAAUAGCACGUUGAGGCGUAGGGGGCGGGAUCAGAGUUUCUACAGAAGCAUGUGGGUGUGGUUACUAUAUUUGAUAGUAUUUUAUAGCAUCACUUCUCAAAUCUGACCCCCAGUGUGGGAUAGACGUGAGCGUUAGAAAACCUUACUAACAAAAUACGCACAUUUUUUACAUUUUGCUUCACAAAUUAGAACCAGUUGUGUAUUUGUUCUCGUUACAAGUGUUUGUCUCCUGUAAUUCUUUUUAGGAUCGAAAUCCACCGACCGAAUUUUUGCAUAAAAUGGUUAAACACGGUCACUCGUGGCCAGGAUAGUUGUGUGUAAGGCUCUCUUAAGGGGAGCAGAGAUCUCAGGGACGUGUGUGUGCUGGUUCCUGGAAGAAUGUUGCAUUAUAUUUAUAUUCAUGUUUGUUUCUGAUCAGCAUUUGGUCCUGAAAGAAAGAAAGAAAGAGAAAGAAAGAAAGAAAGAAAGAAAGAAAGAAAGAAAGAAAGAAAGAAAGAAACUGUUAUGAUCAGAUCCAGUGUACUGUAGAUCAGAUCCAGUAUAGAUCAGAUCCAGUGUAGAUCAGAUCCGGUAUAGAUCAGAUCCAGUGUAGAUCAGAUCCAGUGUAGAUCAGAUCCAGUGUACUGUAGAUCAGAUCCAGUGUAGAUCAGAUCCAGUAUAGAUCAGAUCCAGUAUAGAUCAGAUCCAGUAUAGAUCAGAUCCAGUGUAGAUCAGAUCCAGUGUAGAUCAGAUCCAGUGUAGAUCAGAUCCAUUAAAGAUCAGAUCCUGUGUAGAUCAGAUCCAGUGUAGAUCAGAUCCAGUGUAGAUCAGAUCCAUUAAAGAUCAGAUCCUGUGUAGAUCAGAUCCAGUGUAGAUCAGAUCCAGUAAAGAUCAGAUCCAUUGUAGAUCAGAUCCUGUGUAGAUCAGAUUCCUCUGAGAUUUGAUUUUAUUCCAUCGGGAAAUGAUUUCAGAAGUAAAAGGUUGAGCAAUAAGAGACCGGGUUUGUUACAUUAGACACACGCCGGUUUUCCGACGCUUAAAUUUUAUGUCAAUAAAUAAUGUUUCUUGUUCGGAUUAAAACAUCGACCUCCUCGUGGGAGGAUCCAGAGCGCUGCUUUAAUGCUAAUUAGUCACAUUUCUAUCAUUUUUAUAAUUGUAUUUUUCCUGUACUAAUUUAACGUAUUAAGUUCUGUCUAUUUUUGAUCUUAGAUAAAGUGCCAACGACGAGAAACCGAUCAGAAUAAAAACUGAAAUGUGCCAUUGGAGAACUUGUGUGUUUUCAGAAAACACUGCUGCUAAGUUGCGUAAGAGAAAACAUCUACUUUGUGGUUGAAUUGUUUCCUUGGCGCUUAAAUGUACGCAGAAACGUAAUUAAAAUAUUACUUUAAACGCUUAA